UGAACAAGAAACAAAAAAUUUACUCAUAAAAAGGCCACAAUACUGUACCCCACUUCCUUCCCAUCUCACAUCACACUCUUUCUCUUCUUCAAUUUCUUAACCCUUCGCCCCAGUUUUAUACACUGAUCUAAUCGAAUCCGAUCUAAAAUGUUUCUCACAAGGACUGAAUAUGAUCGUGGAGUCAAUACCUUUUCUCCCGAAGGCCGUUUGUUUCAGGUUGAAUAUGCAAUCGAAGCUAUCAAGCUGGGAUCAACCGCGAUUGGGUUGAAGACGAAAGAAGGUGUUGUUCUUGCUGUUGAAAAGCGUAUCACUUCGCCUCUACUGGAGCCUAGUAGUGUGGAGAAAAUAAUGGAAAUUGAUGACCACAUUGGCUGUGCAAUGAGUGGAUUGAUUGCUGAUGCUCGUACACUUGUUGAGCAUGCACGAGUUGAAACUCAGAAUCAUAGGUUUUCAUAUGGUGAACCAAUGACUGUUGAGUCUACAACUCAAGCUCUUUGUGAUCUAGCCUUGCGCUUUGGUGAGGGCGAUGAAGAAUCCAUGUCUCGACCAUUUGGAGUGUCUCUCCUCAUUGCUGGCCAUGACGAGAAUGGGCCUAGCCUAUAUUACACUGAUCCUUCUGGAACAUUCUGGCAAUGCAAUGCAAAAGCUAUUGGUUCAGGAUCAGAAGGUGCUGACAGUUCUCUGCAAGAACAAUUCAACAAGGACUUGACUCUUCAAGAGGCUGAGACUAUUGCCUUAUCUAUUCUGAAGCAAGUUAUGGAAGAGAAGGUCACUCCCAACAACGUUGACAUUGCCAGGGUUGCUCCAGCAUAUCAUCUUUACACUCCUUCUGAGGUGGAAGCUGUGAUAGGACGCCUAUGAUUUCCAUCUAUUUCUGUGAUUUGUCCGGUGGCUGUACGUCUAUACAACUAGUCUUUGGUUGAUGAUGCUGCAUGUAGUUCUGCUUUAUGGAAGUUGUACGCUAUAUUAGAUUCUCCUGUCAUAUUUUUUGUCAUUCAGUCUAGUUGAAAUUGAGGACUAAACUAAUGUUACGAUGUUUGGGAAAACAAAAUACAUUAUUAAUGUUAUGUCGAGCGCCAUUCACAGGAUC
Molecule: messenger RNA, 1090 nt
Organism: Trifolium pratense (red clover)
Lineage: Eukaryota; Viridiplantae; Streptophyta; Magnoliopsida; Fabales; Fabaceae
Product: proteasome subunit alpha type-5
Exons: 9
Coding region: 148-861 (237 amino acids)
Biological process (GO): proteasome-mediated ubiquitin-dependent protein catabolic process
Cellular component (GO): proteasome core complex, alpha-subunit complex; nucleus; proteasome core complex
Source: RefSeq, a predicted model, not a curated record